AUGGAGGCGAUCGCUGAGAAGCACGCGGGCUUCAUCUCCCGCCUGACGAAGCUUCUCGAUCUCUUCGUCACGAUGCGCUACAUAUCUUCAUCUGAUAUCAUUCGCCCACCUCACUCUUCCGAGACCGUCGCAACUUCCAUCUUCGAGAAGAUAGGCCUGGAUUCUGAGGUCAUUCAGUUGAUUAGAUUAAUCCCUGCAAUGCGCAGCGAAAUCGUCGAAGGGUGGCAGUGGUUCGGCGUCGAACUGACUCCCCGCUCAAAAGCCGUGACAUACUUCGCCGACUCCGGUGACACAGAUUUCGUCGAGGAUCUGCGGUGGGGUGAAAGGUACCAUGACGAGAAUACCAAGCUGCUGCCACCUCAUAUGUUGAGGUUGACAAGUGGUGAUACCUAUAGCGGGCAUUACGGUACUGACUUGAUCUAUGAUACACAGGACCAAACGAUAAUGGAGUGGUCUUCAGUUGGACCUGACCGCAACGAAUGGGAGAAAGCACCUAGGAGACCGGCAGAGAAUGUGCUUGAUGAAAUCAUCUCAAAGUUUCAAAGCCUAGAAUGGGUUCCGUAUUACGAUCCCCACGAUGAUCACGAUCCACCGGCGCGAAAAAUCUUGGAAGAUCCUAUUAUUAUCCAGAACCUUUUUCCUGGAGGCAUUCGUCUCCCUACUGAGACGGCCGCCGCGAUUCAGUAUAUGAGACAGCACCAUGGCUCAGAUGGUGCUGAUGGGUGGCGACGGAGGAUCAAUCGUUUCCGAGCGUGGCAGAAGAUCUACCGCGACUGUGGAUGGGGCUCGGAGGCAUUUGACGGCGAAGCCUUCGAACUGAAAAGAGCAGAUUUUAUUGUGGCUUUAGAAGAGCUCGAGGAUAUGGAAUUGGGGGUACGCAAUCGCUCGUGGGCUAUUUCUGUCGGUGCACAGCAGGUAGUUGGAGUAGAUGCUCCCACGUUGGAGCAAGUUACUGCACGGCUUGAUCACUUCCUUGUGCAAGCUGCUGGAGAGCUCGCUGUUUGA
Alternaria arbusti is the source of this 1005-nucleotide messenger RNA. RefSeq lists its product as uncharacterized. NCBI's taxonomy places the organism in Eukaryota, Fungi, Ascomycota, Dothideomycetes, Pleosporales, Pleosporaceae. The coding region runs from base 1 to 1005 and encodes 334 amino acids. The transcript has 2 exons. The record is from RefSeq and is a predicted model, not a curated record.